UGCCGCGCCCCAUUACCUCUUCCUUUUCCCAUGUGGUACUCGCUCGCUAUCAUUUCCUUUUUCGCACCAUCGCAAUCCAACACGUGUCCUUUCUACUGAUCAGCUGUUCCUCAUCUCCUUUGCGCUUCUUGCUGGCUCCCAGCGCGUGUCACCCUCGGUCUCCUCCUCCUCUUUCCCCCCUCCCGCGUCCUCUCUCUCCUACACUUCUUGCUUUGCUCUCACCACCUCCCGUUCCCUCUCUCCCUCUCUCCGCUGUUGCCCGUCUCUUCCUCUCCGCGUUUCUUUCUCUGUUGCGUUUCUACAGCCCGCCGUUUUUCGACUUCGCGCCUGGUGUGUUUGUCGCAUUGUCUUGCCUGGUUAUUCGCGGCGCCUACCCUACCCUAUAUUUUCCAUUGGCUACGCUUGUCCCUUGCCCUCACUUCGUCGUCUCGCUUUCGUCAACUCCAUCUUCGCGUCUAAACUCCAUUUUCGCCACCUGAAGGAAGAUCUCCGCCGUCGACUAAUCCUAUCUUUUGCUCUUGAUCUGCGCGCUGACAUUGCCGGUGUCAAUACAAGGUCAGCCACCGGGCUGAAGUCAUCAGACAGACAUCGAGUCAGUGAACCAGAGAGCUACCCUGCUGAGUCAUCUCGGCGUCCCCGAGUCCCGGGUGUAGCUGAUAUAGUGCGGCGCACUGAUGAUUUGCCAGUGACACGCGUGGUUGGGCGGCCAGCGCACUGAGUCGGAGGGGUGGCAAUCGAGAGGGCGCGAGCGCGAGAGGAGAGCGGGAUCGGGAUCGGGAUCGGGAUCGGGGGGGUCUUUCUCCAAGGGGGGAAUUGUGCGUUAGUCGGGGGGUUGUUCAUCGCAGCUCGAGGCAUGGUGGAGUCGAAGCUGGAGGCUCAGCAGCAGCAGCAGCAGCAUCAGCAACAGGACAAUCAUGCGAGAGAUGGUGUCACCAUGCCGGGGGUCGAUCGACAGGAUUUUGCCUGGAAAUUCCGCGAUCAUCUGGCGCCGGAAAGCAUCAUCCCCUUGUCUCCUCAGUGGCUGGUCGCGCGCCCACCGGAGAAGACGUCGACUUCGGCCUUGCUCACUAAUCUGGAGACAUCCCGAUUGGUUGGAGGCAACAAUGGGGGCUUGGUCGGAGAGGUGCCCGGGAUGGGGAGCAAGGAGCGGCGGAAGGAUUUCCUGAGGGAAGCUGACAAUAGGAAGGACUGGUGGAGCAGCGUGGAAAGGGAGAGGGAGCGCGAGUCUGAAUUGGCUGGAGGGGGAGGGAGACGAGACAAGUGGAAAGAGGAAGAGAGGGAGAUGGGCCUUCCGGGAAGACGGGAGAGAUGGAAGGAUGGAGAUCGGGAUGGGGUGGAAAUAGUGGUGCCCCCUCCUCGGCGAGAGCGCUGGACAAUGGAGGGUGCUGGGAGUGGGAGGGGGGGGGAGUCGGGGGGGGGUGGGUCGAACUUGGUAUCUGAUCCUUAUCGCAGGGAUCGUUGGGGUGAUGCUAGUCGUGAUCUUGGGCGAGAGGGUGGAGAGAGCAAAAGGAUGGGGGGGGAGAGUAGGUGGGGUGCAGGUGGGGGUGGGGGAGGUGGUCGAGAUCGUUGGGGGUCGGAUUCACGUGAGGCGGGUGGUGGUGGAGGAUCUGUGAGUGGAGUGGUGAGUGGGGUUGGCGGUGGUGACCAUGGUGGCAGAAGGGAUAGGGAUAAGUGGCUGGAAGGUCCAGAUGAAGACAAUGGGGAUCAAAUGCAGAGGGAAAGGGAGAGAGAGAGGGAGAGGGAGAGGGAUGGUGGAGAUGGUGGAAGAGACAGGCCGUGGAGACCACAUGGGUAUUAUUCUGGGGGAGGUCAUGGGGGUGGAGUGGGUAGAGGUCGGGGGGGAGGGGGAGCUGACUUGGGUAAUGCGGGGGGGAUUGGACGUGCAGACGGCCUUCCACCAAAAAAUGCACCAGCACCUGGUUUUAGUGCUGGUAGAGGAAGGGCAGAGGGUUCCGCAUCAUUGGUGGGGUUUGGAAGGGGUCGUGGAUCAUCGAGUGGGGGUGGGGUGACUGGAAGUGGCCUUGGACCUGGAGUAGGAGGAGGAGGAGGAGCAGGGGGAGGGCUCACAGGUGGAGCGCCCUCUGGGUUUGGAUCCAGUGUGGUAGGAGAAAUGUGGGAUGGGCAACAGCCAAGUCCGUCUGCUGCGCCGUUGAAAACGCUUCAUGGAGGAGCGGUGAUGGCUUCAGAAAGUCCGUCUCUUGGGACACCAGCCAGCGGUAGUGGGGGUGGAGUAUUCAGAUAUCCGCGAAGUAAAAUGCUGGAUGUGUAUAGCAAGUGUCAGUCUUCAUCCGCAUUGGAUCAAUGCCCUGAGGGGCUUGUUGAUCUGCCGCCAAUCUCACAUUCGGAGCCCCUGCAACCGCUGGCCUUGAUUCCACUGGAUGCUGAAGAGGAGGCUGCCCUGGACAGUGUAAGAAGAGGGGAAGCACCACCCAGUCGAAGCGCUACGACGGGGCGUGCACGGGAUGAAUUGACUUCUGGCAGGGGACGAGGAAGAGGUUCGUCGAAGGAGGGAUUUGAUGCGCAUCGAGAGGAUGACUUCUAUGAUGCACCUGGGCUUGGUGGGGAGGAAGGAUUUCUUGAUCGACUGGCUGAGUUGCGCUCUAUUGAGAGCUCUGGGUUGCACCCUUGGGAGUCCGCUCGGGACGAGUACGAUGGUAUUUCUCUUAGAGAGGACUCUGGGCGAAGAAAGGGAGGAAGGGCAUCAGGGGAAGACAAUCAGGUGGGGAGAGAGGAUGGUGCUGCAUGGCGGCGUAGUCGCAGUUCAGGUGAGGAGAAUGCUGGAAGAAGUGAUGGCCCGUGGAGGCGGAACAGAGGACCAGAUGACUCUGCAACAGCUCAGGGCAUGCGGGAAGACAGGGGGUGGCGACAGGAUCGUACUACGGAGAGAGAGGAGCGUCCUACGUGGCGGACAAAGUCUGGGGACGAUGAGGUGGGGUCUUACAGGAGGGAUGAGAGGUGGAGAACAACAGAGAGACUUGAGCGUGAGGAGCGACGGCCAGAUGAACGGAACUGGCGUUAUCCUGAUGAUGAUUCUGUUCCUCACGAGCGUGCCUGGAGACGGGGGGAUGGGUCGGUUGGCAGUGUUCAGAAAUCAGCUGUGGAACCAGAGAGGCCACGUGAUGAUUCCAGGGGCUUCAGUUCCCAAAGGGCGUUGGAAAAGAGCACCUGGCGUACAAGUCGGAGCGAGGGACCCUUUGUGGAAAAGGCAAGGGGGUCAGAUCAUGGAUACGAUGGGGUGGGCGGCGAUGAGUGGGACAGGGGGACGGAUUGGAGGGAGAAUAGGGAGGGUGGACAUAAGGAAGGAGGAGAGGGGCUUGUGGAUUCCAUUGCUACUAGUGGAGGAAAUGAUCAGCGCGAUCAUAACUCAGUGGAUGAUAUGUUCUUGUACUACAAGGAUCCUCAAGGAGAUGUACAGGGGCCUUUUGGAGGCACUGAUAUUGUAGGCUGGUUUGAAGCAGGGUUUUUCUCAGUUGAUUUGCCUGUGAAGAAGCUGGGAGCUCCAGAGAAUACCCCGUUUGUUCCUCUUGGUACUGUGAUGCCACAUCUGAAGCCAAAGGCUGGCCGCUUGCCUCCUGGGUUUGAUGCGGUGCGUCCAGCAGAUGAAGCUGUCACAGGUGCAGUGAAGAGUGGCAGUGGAAGUGCUGCGGAAGUGACUUCCGUAGUGGAUGUAUUAACAAGUAAAGCUCAAGAAACUGCUUCUGCUUCUACUGAAAAGUCAGAGAAUAGUAGUGUGACUAAUGGUAGCACUGCUGGGACAUCAAUUGCAAUGGCAGAGGAGAGAGGCAAAGAUGUCUUGACAGCGAGGUCUAUCCAAGGGACAGGUGAUGAGGGAGGUGCUUCUGGUCUCUGUUCAGCCACUGGGCUCCCUUCGGGGGCGAAGGUAGCAGAUGCAAUUUCGCAUGAAGUCACAGAUCAGAUGACUGCUUUGUCAUCUACUCAACUGGCUGAGGAUCUGCUGGUGGAAAAUUUGUUGGGUCAUGGAAAAAGUGGCGAUGAACUGCAAGGGACAUCUGCUAGUGGAAUGUCGUCGUUAACUAGUCUAUUAGCAGCUGAAACUGGGGAGAGUGGAAAUAGUUCGGCACAGGGUGGUCAGAGUGGAGUCGUUGGACAGAGUCUGGGCAAUAUAUCGCCAGGGCAUGAGUCUCGUCUUCUUGAAGGUCAAACGGAUGGCGCAGCUGGAGGAAUAUCACAGCAGGGUGGGGUGAGGGCAGUGCCUGAUUUCUUUACACAGCGUUGGUUCAAUAGUGCUGACAGAGAGAGUGUGGUAGGGCAUUCUGCUGGUGAGAUCCGUCCUCGAGCUGCUAGUGCGCCAAUAACAAUACCUCAGACGGCCGCUUUCCCUGUGGAAUCUUCUUCGCCUUUCACUAUGAUGACACCAGAAGAGUUUUCUCAGUAUAGUUCAUCGCGCGGGUCAGUUGAUAGAGGACACCUCUGGCGUACAGGGCCCUUCGGCAGUGCUGAGUUAGGGCAAGGUGGCUUCAGGCACAUCACACCCACAUCCUCUCCGCAUCUUGGCCAUCAACAGUUGGAAGCUCUGGAAGCACAACAUAUGCGGCGGCAGCUACAGCAGCAGUUUGGAGCAGUUCCACCUGAUCAGAAUCAACUCAUUCUGAGGAAGAUGCAGGAACAGCAGCUGAUUAGACCUGGGAACCCGCUGGAUUCACUCCCCCCGCUCCAUGCACAACACCCGCAAGCUCUGCAGCCACAGCCCCCAAAACAGAUGGAUGGAACUGUGCAGCAGGCACAGAGUGUUCCUCUUGAGCACUUACUAAGACCCAAGGUGAUGUCUGGUUCUUUAAAUGUUCCUGGCGGUGGAUUGUCAUUUCAGCACAUUUUGCAACAACAGCAGCAGCAGCAGCAGCAGCACCAGCAGCAGCACCAGCAGCAGCAGCAGCAGCAGCAGCAGCAGCAGCAACAGGCACAACAGCAGCAGGUUCAGCAACCACCACCACAGACACAACAACCUCAGCAACAGCCACAGCAGCUGCCUCAGCAACCACAACCACAACACAUUCCGACUUCUGCGUUACCAUUACCAUUGGAACAACUCCUGAGAAUUCACCAGCAGCCUCUACCAGGUAGAGCGUUCCCGAUGCCUUCGGGCCUUCAGCAUCUCCUUCGCCAGCAUCAGCAGCAUCAGCAAGAGCAGCACACGCAACUCCAUCAGCAGGUUCUCAAUCCACAGCAUCUUCAUUUAUUGAGUGGUAGUCCAGUUCCGAUGCCUAUUGCUCCCCAGCAGCGGCAGCCUACUGGCGAGAUGCGUGUUUCAGGAGUAUGGGAGGUGAAUGAGUUUGGACAGUUUGUGCAGGCAGCACCCCCGCCAAGUUUGCGCACAAUGGAAGGACUAGAACCUCAGCCGCGGGGUCAUGAACCUCGUCCGCCGAUGCCCUUCUUGCCAGGACUAAUCGGGCAAAAUCAACUUCGUGAUGAUGCGUCAAGGAUUCUCCCUGGUUUCAAUGUUGAUGCCCGGGGCCCACUGCAGCAACUUGGAACGGACUUGGGACCAAGGGCCCCUCUUGGAGUGUAUGGUUUGCCAAGCUUUGAGAGAGGAUUUCCACCAAUGGAUGCUGCACAGGGAUCUCGCCCUGGUAUAAUGGAAUCGACAAAAGCUGGGGACUUGAAUCCUGCUUUGAAGGAACUCAAUCAGGGACCUGAUGGCUUCCGGAUGGUCGGACAAGGCAUAGGCCAUGGUGUCACUGCGGAGAUAGCUGAGAGAAGAGCACCUAUACAAUUUCCUGAACGAAUUGGGAGCUUUGGUGCAGAAAGGACAGAUAUUAUCCAGGCCCUGGCAUUAUCAGCAGAACCUGAAAGCAGAUCGUCUUUAGUAUCUGUGUCUGAUGGCCGGCAGGGUAAUCACGUCUGGACAUUGCCUGCGGGGUUGAGUCAUCAAACUCUCCAGGAGACUCGGUCAGAACUUGCAGGCCCACAUCCUCUGCCUCAGGGUCAGCAGAAACGCCAGAAGCAGGAGGAGAAGUUGGUACAGCAAGCACAGCAGUCCAUUGGAAUUGAUAUGGAGCACAGGUGGCAGCACUUCAUGACAAAUGGGGACCCUGUAGGAGCCUUAGGGAGCAUUGAUGAUCUACAAGGUGGGGUUGGGAAGGUGGUACGGGAUAUCAGUGAUGCGCCACGUUUGCCGGAGAGAGAGCCAAGAGUUGGAGGGAGCAUUGGGGGGGUGGUCAUUGCAGCAGGUGGAUCUGGCAGUGCAGAUCAGCAGUCUUCCUUGAGUUCUAAGGUGAUGGAUGGGGUUGCUAACCACGGACAGUCCAUGGAUAUGCAACCUGUCCCAGCCCAUGUCUCGUCUCCUGUUGAGCCCAAGCCCAAAACAAGUUUCGGUGUGGUAGCGUCAGCACCAGGUCUUGCUCACGGACUUCCAUCUGGAUCGGAUGCACUGUUUUCAGAAUCAGGAGGAAGCCAGAAACAGGUGACUAACCCACAGUUUGUAGGGCAGGCUGACACGCAAUCAGAAUCAAAACAGCAGUCUCAGAUCCAAGCUUCACAGCAAAAGGGUCGCCAGGAGAAGGUAGCGCCUUCUGCAGGGCAGUCGCCGCGUCAGGGGUCAGUGUCUGGAUCUCAGGGUCAACCAGAUGGUCAAGCUCAGACUCAAGUCCAGACUCCCACGAGAGAGAGAUCAAAGUCGAAGUCCCAGCUUAAGGCACAGUCACAGCAGGCAUUGCAGCAGCAAACUCAACCCCAAGCAAAUCAGCAACAGAGACCACCCCGUGCUUCGUCCCCAGCCUCCUCCUCGUCGUCUGCCCAAUCUCAGCAGGUUUCCAGUGUGGCUGAGUCAGCAGCAUCAAGUGCCAUUGCAACAGCAGCGGGCUCUGUUUCAGGAGUACCUGCAGUGCCGCCAGUCUGGAAAGCGCCCACGAUGAGGGUCAAGUCCCUUGCUGAAAUCCAACAGGAGGAAACAGAACAACAGAGGUUAAAUGAGGAGAGAAUGUUGUCAGAGCCUGCUUCUAAGGGCACAGGUGAAGCUUCAAAUACCAUGACUGCCGCAAACAACGUUUGGAGGGGUGCUUCUGCAACAGGAGCCAAGUCCCUCAGGGAGAUCCUUGUUGAGGAAGAAGCACAGCAGAAAUCUGCGGGAUCGACUGAUACAACUGCCGAGUCCAAAGCUUACGGUGUCUCCAUAACAAACAAGGAUGUAUCAGCCCGGGCGUUGGGAUCAUUGGUUCCUCCUCCUGAGAAGAUGCAGAAAGGCAAGGAUGCUGUUGCGGUUCAACCCGGAGUUGGUUUGAGUGCUCCAGCGGGCAGCAAAGUUGCUAAAGAGGUUGCUGCAACUGCCGCUGUGGAGGUUACACGGAGUGCAGGAUCUGUGAAUGGGAACAGUGGUGCCAGUAUCGUCCCUGGUGUCAAGGAGGUGGGGACUCCUGUUGUUCUGAAUUCAGCUUCAGGAUCCACAGUUGACGACUUUGUGGAGCCAAAGGAAAGCAAAUCUCGCAAACGACGUGGUGGAAAGGGGAAGGCAACUGCUGCCAGUCCUGCCGCAAAAGGUGCACCACCUGCAUCUCCGGAGCCAGCCACAUCUGUUUCACCUGCAAUUGGUCGCAAGGAGGCUGUUCCAAUCGCUGAAACAGAUGUACUGCCAGCCCCACCUGCUCCAUCUCUUGCAGACUUCUUGCCUGUGAAAGAAGAAGCUCCUCCUGUAAAUCAGCCUGCGUGGCAGAGGAAUGUUGGAAAACCUGUGUCUCUGAGGGAGAUACAAGAGGCUGAGCACAAGGCCAGGGAUGAGGCACAGAGGAAGGCAGAGCUGGUGGCUCAGCAACAUGCUCAGCAGGUACAGGUUGGUACCAGAGCCACUUCGGCUCCACGCUCGCAAAGUGCUGUUGGAGCUUCGGCAUGGCAGCGGCAACCUGGUGCUACUGCUGGAAUAGCGCAGGGCCCCUCACUGUCGGCAUCAGUUGCUCCACCAGCUUCAAAAGGAGCAUCACAAACCAAGGCUAACUCCAAGCAAACACCUUCGUCAGCAUCCAAGCCGUCCCCAGCUGCAACACUGAAAGGCGUUGCAAGUUCCGCUUCUGCAAAGCCCAAUGCAGCUUCGAAGUCGGUUCAGUCCCGAAAGUUCGAUGAUGAUGAUGAUGACGAUAUGUUUUGGGACUACGGGGAAGAUGCGACAUUGAAUCUGGGUGCAGUGAACUCCAAACCUCUUGAAAGGUUCACAGACUUUCCUACUCUGGCGAGUGGUAAAGUGACUCGCGGUCAAGCUACUGGAAAUGCUCGAGCGGGAACAGCAGUUCAAGCUGGAGGCUUUCGGCAAGUCGCUGGCUUCCAGAGUAGCAUGCCAAGAGCGGAUGUGAUGGAUUUCCCUGCGCUAACUUCAGCAAAUCCCACGGCAAAUGCGAAGACGGUAACAGCGAAAGUCCAGAAGAAACAACAGGGAGAGUCUUCAGCGAAGAAGGCUGGAACUGCAGAUGGAACCGUCGCUGCAGCUCUCACAGCAGGUGCAGCAUUGUCACAAGGGACUGGUUUCCGUCAGUGGUGUGAAGGUCAUAUCAAGAAGCUGACUGGCAAUGAUGACAUGACACUGCUGGACUUCUGCAUGUCGUUACCCUCGUCACAUGAGGCAGGCGAGUACCUCACCCAGUACCUAGGUUCGUUGCCGGCCAUUCAGGCUUUCAAAGCGGAGUUCUUGAAGCGUAAGGAGAUGACGCCUUUGAAUGUUAUCCGUUCAGAGUUUCCCCUGAGUGAGGCGGUGAUUACCGACCAGGCGAAGGGGAACGGCACUGGAGCUCUUGGUGGCGGCAAUCAAACAGCGGCCUCGUCAAGGAGUGUUGCCCAGGAGGGGGCAUCCGGCUCUGUUGAGAAGAAGGCCUGGGAGGAGAACGAGGAUGGUACAGGGCAGCAAGGAGAAGCAUCUGGUGAGGGAGGCACUGCGAGCAAUGGUGGAAGGAAGAAGAAAGGACGGAAAGCGAAGAAGGUGGACCCAUCGCUGCUUGGGUUCAACGUGCAGAGUAAUCGAAUAAUGAUGGGGGAGAUACAGAUGAUUGAGGACUGAGGAGGUCGAUUUUGGGAGCAGUAUCGGAUAGAGAGAUGUGGGGGUUUGGAGAGGGAGUGUGAGCGAGCAAGGUAGGGAGGAGCUCUGAUCAUCUCUGCAGUUGUGUUAUUCUCUUCUGUGCUCUAGGGUCAGUUGCGCUCCGUGCACAACUCUGUGCCCCUGUACUGAUAGCUUUUGAAAUUCUUUAGGAUCGUAGGAUAUGACGAUUUGCCGAGGGCUCCAUUUCCCUGAAGACGAUGACGAUGUGGGAAUCGCAUUGGCCAUACUUCUUUUUGGCUUUUGUGUUUUCUGACUUGGCCUUCCAUUAUUCUGUUUGUUAUCUCUAUCUUGAAUCAAUGGAGCAUUGCACCAUGCCAUCCAUCCUCUCUCCUGUUCCUGGCCUCCCUCUCGUCGUCUUUUCCACUCCAGGGUACAACACGGAACUCAGCAGCUUUUUUCAUCUACGAAGUUUUUUUUUUUUUUUUUUCCCAAUGUUUCCUCCAUGCUGUCCGAUGCCAGUGCGGUUUGUCUUCCUCCUGAUUUGCUGCCUCCACUGUCUUGGUUUGCUACCUGGUGCACCCGAACCAACCGUAUUGGUAGCAACCGGUGCAUCUAUUUUUGUGCUUAUCGGGUGCGCCCUCAACCAACCGUAUUGGUAGCAAGCGGUGCAUCUUUGUGGGUUGUCUGAUACCCGCAUCUGCUGUCGUGCUCAGUGAAUGUCAGCUUUGGUGUAUCUGUUGUGUAUGUAUGAUGAUGUCGUGUACGGACUCCGGAGGGAUGCAUGUGCAUGUUUGUUGGAGAGUGUGUCAUUGGUUGAUUGAGGAGAGUGUGGCGUUGUGUGAUUGAGGAGAGCGUGGCAUUGGUUGAUUGAGGAGAGUUGUUGCCAAAUUAGGCAGUACUUGUCACCGCAAAGAGUCUCGUCUGCGGCAGUUCUUGUUGGAGACGUGCUAUAUUGUUUGACUGAGAGGAGAGCUGGUAGCCACUGGUAUUCUUCCUGUAUAAGGGGAAAAUGGCUCGUCUGUUGCUGUGCUUGUCUGCGAUUGUGAAUCAGGAAGCGCACAAGCAGUCCCUUCAGAUCUGCAGUUCCCUUGAGAUCUGCAGUUCACCACGGUAAAAACAUGUGGGGUAAUUCUUGAAGUUCUGUCUGACGGGCAAAUUUUGCUUGGCAGAUCUUCAACAUAGAUACCUGCUGAUCAACACGUCAACAGUUCAAGACUCAGAACUGCAUCGUGUGGAUUUUGAGACGGCCCAUGCUUGUGUAUAUUACUUGGAGACAGGAACGGAAAUGGGAACGCCUGGUAGCCGGUAUGCCAGGUGUUCUGAUGGGUGUCGUACCUUUGUGUAUCGGCGUUGGCGAUGGUUGUUUCUCUACUGGCUUACUUAAUCUCCACCUCGUUUACUUCUCAUUUGGUGUGUUUUUGUUGAAACCUUCGUCUUUGUUUUUCUUUUUCUUUUUCUUUUUUUUUUCUUCUUUUUUUUUUUUAACCUUCGUCUUGAUGUGGAACUUGAAGUUGCAACUCUUUCAAGACGAGGAGAUGCUACGAAAGCGACAAAGCAAUUGCGCUUCAGCUUCAGGCCAAUUAUGAUCUGGGGCUUGUGAACGUUUGUGGGGAUCAUUCCUUAUGCGCUUUUUUUUAUCGUCGGAUGUUUGCAGUGAAUAGGCCAAGGUGAGAAUGGCUAGGAGUACUCUGGUUUACGCGCUUCAAAUGAAAGUCUGUAUUUCGU
Chara braunii is the source of this 10699-nucleotide messenger RNA. NCBI's taxonomy places the organism in Eukaryota, Viridiplantae, Streptophyta, Charophyceae, Charales, Characeae. The record is from the annotation of a GenBank genome assembly.